UUGUUGACAGGUGUCUUCAUGUGGCCUUAACAUGUCAAUAAGCGCCCACAAGCUCACAUGAUCGGACCUAUCGUGCGUGUGCUUUUGUUCCUUGUAUAUUAACAAACACAACCUUCUACCUUUCCAGCUGGACUGCAAAUUCCUGUGGUAUCUUUGCCACUCGACAGUAUUAGUAUGUUCCAUCACUUGUGCACGCGUUCAUGUACACCCAAGAGUCCCGGUAAAGAACGACUGCAGGUAUCUACGAUACCCGGUUUCGUUCAUACUGCAGCGUAUGCGAUAUACCUUUUUCUUUUCGACACAGAGACUAGCUCUCCGCCUAGCAUCCUGAGACGACAAUGGGAAGAACUACCCACUUCGACAACCGACACCUUCCGCUUGGUUGCGAAGGCCAUUUUUGAUACCGGUGAUUCACAAAAUCUCGGUUUUCGGUCCGAACAGAUACGCGCAGCGAUAUGUCAUCUUUUCAGUGACCGGGCGGAGACCUUGCUGUCCAAGUCCUUGAAACGGGAGGAAAGAUUAGCACGCUUUGUCGAGUUGGGCAGUCAACUUGCAAUUGGUUUGUUCGAUUGGCCUCUUGCCUUUUCGAUGGAUUAACUGCUUGAUGCAGAUUUACCGAAAGGCAUGCGUGGCUCUUCGUUGGUGACUCGGACUGUGAAACGCGGCAGGCCCAAGAAGAUACCGUCGGACACGAUAAGCCAAUCAAACACUCAUCAGAUGCGCAAACGAGCCAGAGAUGAGUCGCCGGACCCCUGCAUCCCUUGGGUAGCCUCGCGGAGGAACAGUAUCGUUGAUGCGCAAGCUGCGGAUUCAAAAAUGA
This is a messenger RNA of Guyanagaster necrorhizus, 820 nucleotides long. RefSeq lists its product as uncharacterized. The coding region runs from base 175 to 597 and encodes 140 amino acids. NCBI's taxonomy places the organism in Eukaryota, Fungi, Basidiomycota, Agaricomycetes, Agaricales, Physalacriaceae. The transcript has 4 exons. The record is from RefSeq and is a predicted model, not a curated record.